AGGAAAGGAAAAAAAGCACGAGCACAGGAGCAAAAAAGGCCUCUCCGGUUCUUCUUCUCCACACGCCUCGGAUUUUCCUCCAUUCCCGACGAUCUCAUUCCCUCGAAUUCUCUCUCCGUCUCCCUCGUCUGCCUGCGCAGUAGCCGAGCCGAGCCGCCGAGCCGAGCCGCUCUCUGCUUCUCGCCGGCGGCUGCUGCUGCCGGAGAGGUUCUCCGGUUCGCGCGGGCUCUCGCUUCGGCGUCUCUUCGCCGCUCGCCGUUGGUCGAGUUUUCCCGGCCGCCGGAGCUCAGUGUGGAGUGAGUACGCGUCCGGCGGCGGUUCCGGCGGACAGAUCGAAGCUGCCUCCCGCGAGCCGGUGUUCAGUUUUCUCUGCAGGCGAUUCCGGACGAAGUUCGAGUGAAAGAUAUGUUGGGGAGGCCCCAAGCCUCGCCUUCCCUUCAGUCGAUUAAAUCCUUGCCUGGUCAGUUCAAGUUCAUGGAGACGCAAGCAUCUGAUCGCCUUGCGAUGAGCGAGGAUUUGCGGCUGGGUAGCGGUGACGCGAUGUCGCCCCGUACUCUGGGAAAUGGGACUCUUGGGGACGGGGUAGCUGAAGGCGGCGCUGAAAGGAGUAAUCCUAAUGUGGAUACAGCCAAUGACGAUUCUCCCUAUGGUGGAAGUCCUGUGUCAGGUGAAGAAAGGCCAUCUAUUAGUGAAGACUCCGAGGCAGUGGCUUCGCCCUUGCCCUCAACCUCUGCAUCUCGUAGUGACCGAAUAUGGGGUGACAUGACUCCUUAUGCCUCCAAGAAGAAACUUCAGUCUUGGUUUCAGACUCCAAAUGGGGAUUGGGAGCUGGUGAAGAUAUUAUCAACUUCAGGGGUAGAGACCCUAGUUUCACUUCCUGAGGGGAAAGUUUUUAAAGUAAAAGAGGAAAGUUUGGUCCCAGCAAAUCCCGAUAUCCUGGAUGGAGUGGUUGAUCUCAUGCAGUUAAGUUAUUUGAAUGAACCCUCAGUGUUGUACAAUCUUCAGUAUCGGUAUAAUCAAGACAUGAUCUAUACCAAAGCAGGGCCGGUGUUGGUAGCAAUAAAUCCCUUCAAGAAAGUUCCUUUAUAUGGCAAUAAGUACAUCGAGGCAUAUAAGAAUAAGCGUAUGGAGAGUCCUCACGUCUAUGCUAUCACAGACACUGCAAUAAGGGAAAUGAUACGAGAUGAAGUUAACCAGUCCAUCAUCAUAAGCGGUGAAAGUGGAGCGGGCAAGACUGAGACUGCGAAGAUAGCAAUGCAAUAUUUGGCUGCCCUUGGUGGUGGGAGUGGAAUUGAAUAUGAAAUACUGAAGACUAAUCCAAUAUUGGAAGCUUUUGGUAAUGCAAAAACCUUAAGAAAUGACAACUCUAGCCGCUUUGGGAAGUUGAUUGAAAUACAGUUCAGCGAAACUGGAAAAAUCUCUGGAGCCAAGAUUCAGACCUUUCUACUUGAGAAGUCUAGAGUAGUCCAAUGUGCAGAAGGAGAAAGGUCUUACCACGUUUUCUAUCAGCUUUGUGCUGGAGCUCCUCGCUCCCUGAGAGAAAAAUUAAAUCUCAGAAGUGUCGAUGAAUAUAACUAUUUGAGGCAGAGCAACUGCUUUUCAAUCCCUGGAGUUGAUGAUGCCGAACAAUUCCACAUUGUUAUGGAAGCUCUGGAUGUUGUCCAUAUAAGCAAGGAAGACCAAGAGAGUGUGUUUGCAAUGCUUGCUGCAGUAUUGUGGUUAGGAAAUGUCUCGUUUACAGUGAUCGACAAUGAAAACCAUGUGGAGGCCGUGGAAGAUGAGGGUCUUAGUACUGUAGCUAAGCUGAUGGGUUGUAAUUGUGGAGAACUCAAUUUAGCCCUGUCGACUCGGAAAAUGAGAGUUGGGAAUGAUACUAUUGUCCAAAAACUCACUCUCUCACAGGCUAUUGUCACAAGAGAUGCCCUGGCCAAAUCAAUUUAUUCUUGUUUGUUCGACUGGCUGGUGGAACAAAUUAACAAGUCCCUGGCAGUUGGCAAACGGCGUUCUGGGAGAUCCAUCAGUAUUCUUGAUAUCUAUGGUUUUGAAUCGUUUGAUAGAAAUAGUUUUGAGCAGUUUUGCAUAAAUUAUGCAAAUGAAAGGCUGCAGCAACAUUUCAAUCGGCAUUUAUUCAAGUUAGAGCAGGAGGAGUAUAUUCAAGAUGGCAUUGACUGGGCAAAAGUUGACUUUGAAGAUAACCAAGAUUGCCUCAAUCUUUUUGAGAAGAAACCAUUAGGUUUGUUGUCCCUUCUAGAUGAGGAGUCCACCUUUCCAAAUGGGACUGAUUUGACAUUUGCCAAUAAACUGAAGCAGCAUCUGCAUUCUAAUUCCUAUUUCAGAGGGGACAGAGGCAAAGCAUUUACUGUCUGUCAUUAUGCUGGGGAGGUUACAUAUGACACCACAGGAUUCCUAGAGAAAAACAGGGAUUUGCUGCACUUGGACUCGAUCGAACUUCUUUCUUCAUGCUCUUGUCAACUACCUCAGAUAUUUGCAUCGAACAUGUUGACUCAAUCUGAGAAGAAUGUCACUGGCCCCCUGUUCAAAGCAGGUGGUGCAGAAUCUCAGAAGCUGAGUGUUGCUACGAAAUUUAAGAGUCAACUUUUUCAAUUAAUGAAACGCCUUGAGAGCACCACUCCGCACUUCAUUCGUUGUAUUAAGCCCAAUAAUUUCCAGUCUCCUGGAAAAUACGAGCAAGGUCUUGUACUGCAGCAGUUAAGAUGUUGUGGAGUCCUAGAAGUUGUUCGAAUUUCCAGGUCCGGCUUUCCUACCAGAAUGUCUCACCAAAAAUUUGCAAGGAGAUAUGGUUUCCUCCUUUUGGAUGAUGUGGCUUCUCAGGAUUCACUCAGUGUUUCAGUUGCCAUUCUUCAUCAAUUCAACAUUUUGCCUGAGAUGUACCAAGUUGGCUAUACAAAAUUAUUUUUCCGAACUGGCCAGGUUGGGGUCCUUGAGGAUACAAGAAACCGUACCCUGCAUGGAAUUUUACGCGUUCAGAGUUGCUUUAGAGGGCAUCAAGCUCGUCUUCACCUGAGGAAACUUAAGAAGGGGAUUGUGACCCUUCAAUCAUUUGUUCGUGGGCAGAAAGCUCGAAAGGAAUAUGCUGUCUUAAUAAAGAGGCAUAGAGCUGCAGUUACUAUACAAAAAAGGGUUAAAGGCAGGGUAUCCAUGAAAAAAUACCAUAAACUUUGUGAUGCUUCGGUCAUGGUACAAUCAGGUAUCCGUGGCUGGUUGGUCAGAAGAUGUUCAGGAGACAUAGGAUUCCUGAAAUCUGGGAUGAAGGGUGGUGAACCAGAAGACGUGCUUGUGAAGGCAUCUUACCUUGCUGAGUUACAGCGUCGUGUCCUCAGAGCUGAGGCUGCUCUGAGAGAAAAGGAGGAAGAAAACGACAUCCUCCAUCAACGUCUACAACAAUACGAAAGCCGCUGGUCUGAAUACGAGUUGAAAAUGAAGUCCAUGGAAGAAGUGUGGCAGAAACAAAUGCGAUCUCUGCAAUCCAGCCUUUCAAUUGCUAAGAAAAGCCUGGCCAUUGAUGAUUCUGCGAGAAACUCAGAUGCUUCAGUCAAUAAUAGCGACGAUAGAGACUCCAAUUGGGAUACUGGAAGCAGUUACAAGGGCCAAGACAGUAACGGCAUGAGACCGAUGAACGCUGGCCUUAGUGUCAUAAGCCGGUUGGCUGAAGAAUUUGAGCAGCGGAGUCAAGUGUUUGGUGAUGAUGCAAAGUUCCUUGUGGAGGUAAAGUCAGGUCAAGUUGACGCUAGUUUGAACCCUGACAGGGAGCUUAGAAGGCUUAAGCAGAUGUUUGAAGCUUGGAAGAAGGAUUACGGGGUGAGAUUGCGGGAAACGAAGGUGAUUUUGCAUAAGCUUGGAAGUGAUGAAGGUGCUGCUGACAGGGCAAAGAAGAAAUGGUGGGGAAGAAGAAACAGUUCCAGAAUCAACUAG
This is a messenger RNA of Eucalyptus grandis, 3933 nucleotides long. Its product is annotated as myosin-1. The record is from RefSeq and is a predicted model, not a curated record. Gene Ontology annotation, molecular function: actin filament binding; microfilament motor activity; ATP binding. Gene Ontology annotation, cellular component: cytoplasm; actin cytoskeleton; myosin complex. Gene Ontology annotation, biological process: actin filament organization; vesicle transport along actin filament. The coding region runs from base 406 to 3933 and encodes 1175 amino acids. Lineage: Eukaryota; Viridiplantae; Streptophyta; Magnoliopsida; Myrtales; Myrtaceae. The transcript is spliced from 24 exons.